AUGGCGGAGAGCGACAUACAUUACAAUUCAGUCAUCAUUGGGCUGGAGAGUUCAUCAGUGACUCGUUAUGGGAGUGAUCAGUGGUACUCUACGGUGUCUCUGGACCUUGUGGGAGACAUCAGAGAUACGCAGACGAAAGAGACCAUCACGAGUGGUGUGCGCUGGCCUGUGCGAGCAUGUUUGGAACCAACAGAACUGAAAGAAUGGUUGAAGACCUGCGAUGACUGCCAUACAGCACACGUUCUGGAAAGGACGACCAGCGAAGCUGACAUCCACGCCGAGUUCGAGAGGCUCCAGGCCAAGGGCCGGUUCCGCCUCAUCGAUGUCAAGGCCAACAAGGUCGUCUCGUUACGACGCACCCCUCGGUACUUUGCCCUUUCCUACAUUUGGGGACCGACGAUGGCUAGCUAUCAUGCCUCGAAUCUGCUCUCUGUCGACCUUUCUGACAGUCUUCCGCGAACAGUCCAUGAUGCAAUGCUUUUGGUCGAACGGCUGGGUGAACAGUACCUGUGGGUUGAUACACUUUGUAUCGACCAGAAUAAUCUCGACGAGAAACAUGACAUAGUCGCUCAUAUGGGUUCCAUCUAUCGCAACGCUUACGCAACGAUCGUGGCAGCUUCCGCCGAGGAUUCGAGCAUUGGUAUAUCGGCGUUAUACCCAAGCUCACGACGAGCUGAGGCUCCACAGAGGAUGAAGUCGCAGCACAACGCUUUCUCGUUGCUACCGUCGAGACCCCAAUUGGAAGGCUUGGUCGAAAGCUGCAAGUGGAGCUCGAGAGCCUGGACGUUCCAAGAACGACUCCUCUCGAAGCGAUGCAUUUUCUUCUUCGAAGACGAAGUGAUUAUGCAAUGUGCCAAUGGUGUUUUGAGGGAAGCCUACCAAAUCCAACAUACACACUCUUUGCUCUUCAGCGCGGCAAGCUUGUUCCACCUAUCGAUGAAUCUGACGCCAUUUGGAUGGACUCUGUACUGUAGUGCGGUCACUGACUACAGCCGGCGCAACAUGACCGUCGCUGGCGACAGAUUUGAUGCGUUCAGAGGCAUUUUCCAGCGCUUCUGCGCGAAGACGAAGAAUGAGGAACUCAACGGCAUGCUCUGCGCUCUUCCAUCAGACUGGUUUGGGACUGCUCUCCUCUGGACAGUGCCUGCAGGCCACCCGUUCCCGAAGCGCAACCUUCACGACGCCGCGGGAUCGACCAAGCUACCCAGCUGGAGUUGGGUGGGAUGGACAGGCCCCAUCGCUCAUGUUGGUGCUCAGAUGAACGAACCGCCGCACGUUAGUGUGAAGCUGUGGAGUUUGGAAAGUUUCGGCAGGCACAAUCUCGUUCUUCGCAGGAAGAGUGAUGAUGGUUUCGACAUCGAGAGCAUGCUCAGGGAGUCACAAGCUCGUGACAGUUCGACCUCGCCAAAGUGUGUGACUUUGCACAUCUUCGCUCCGACGAUCACCUGCUCCCUCGAGAGCUCGUCCUGGGACGGAUCGAAUACAGCCAACUUGCUCUGCAAGCACGAAUCUGGAGAGAAUAAGGAGAUUGGUGUGGUACAUGUCGACGAUCCCUUCUGGCUGGCCCAGCAAGAUGACAACAAGUCUUUCCAGGUGAUUUUGUUCAUUGACUCGGACUCAUACUUCAAGAAUCUUGUUCCUGCCAUACUCACAGAGAGAGGUGGGGAGUUUGCUGAGAGGGUGCCGGUUGCGGUGCAUAUUACUGCUUCUUUUGAGGUGCUGGCGAAGUGCUCGAAGGUCGAGCAUGUGCGGAUUCAAUGA
Molecule: messenger RNA, 1761 nt
Organism: Zasmidium cellare ATCC 36951
Lineage: Eukaryota; Fungi; Ascomycota; Dothideomycetes; Mycosphaerellales; Mycosphaerellaceae
Exons: 1
Coding region: 1-1761 (586 amino acids)
Source: RefSeq, a predicted model, not a curated record